This is a messenger RNA of Helobdella robusta, 318 nucleotides long. RefSeq lists its product as hypothetical. The transcript has 3 exons. Bases 1 to 318 code for a protein of 105 amino acids. Lineage: Eukaryota; Metazoa; Annelida; Clitellata; Rhynchobdellida; Glossiphoniidae. The record is from RefSeq and is a predicted model, not a curated record.
AUGCCACUUUCGAUUCUGAAACUAGGAAUUACCCGCAUAGACGUAGCAAUCAUCGAUGUGGACUCCCAAAAGGAAUGGAAUGGACCACAUCAUGUUGAAAUAGCUUCUAUGUUGGAGAACUCCAGUGUUUCGCCACAGAAUAAAGCCAGGCAAAUGACGGCAAAGAGUGAAAUGGGCUCAGCAUGGCUGAAUGCAAUACCAAAUACCAUGGUGGUAGUCGCCCAGUUCGCCACUCUGCAAUUAAUGACUCCAUUUGCUAUCGGAAUUUCAGCUCAGGAUGGUAAGCGUCCGGAUGGCUGCAAAUGUACCGUACCGUAG